AGUGUUCUGUAUGAAAGGUGCUCUAAAACUUUUAUUUUAUACACAACUGUGCACAUCGUGAAUGACAUUUUUUGAAUGUACGAAAAUGACUAUCAUAGAUAAGGAUGAUACCAUUAUGCAGAAAGGGAUGAAUACACAGUACUGAACUUCAGUAACAACUACUUCAGUAACUGAAGCGCUGCUACGCCGCUUAGGUAUCUUUCCAGUAUCUUUCAUUAGAGCUGAUUAGAGCCAGGCCAAUUCGAGCGAAGAACUGAAUAGAAUUGAACGAGAACAGUGUCAAAUUACAUUGCUAAAUUUUUACAAUAUUUUUCAACUGCUGAAUGUUCCAAAAAUUGGUUUGGAGAUAUACGUGAUAAUUGUAACGACGGCACUUGCGUACAGACCGAAUCUUCCUCACAAUAUUUUGGUUGGAUUCAUUUACUUACUUCUUCAUCGUUUUUAAAACAUGACAACUCUCAGGCCUUUCACGUGCAACGAUUUGUUCAAGUUUAAUAGUGUGAAUCUAGAUCCGCUUACGGAAACAUAUGCAUUGUCUUUCUAUACACACUACCUGGCACAUUGGCCAGAAUAUUUCCAAGUGGGAGAAUCACCCAGUGGAGAAAUUAUGGGAUACAUAAUGGGCAAGGCUGAAGGACAAGGAGAAAAUUGGCAUGGACAUAUAACAGCUCUUACAGUUUCACCUAGCUACAGGAGGCUUGGCUUAGCUGCAAUGUUAAUAGAUUCCUUAGAGGCGCUAUCAGAGAAGAAACAAGCAUAUUUUGUAGAUCUAUUUGUAAGGGUCAGCAAUAAAGUGGCAAUCAACAUGUAUCAGCAAUUGGGAUACAUUGUAUACAGAACAGUCCUUGAAUAUUAUAGUGGAAACCCAGAUGAGGAUGCUUUUGAUAUGAGGAAGGCACUAUCAAGGGAUGUAAAGAAAAAAUCGGUGAUACCAUUAACUCAUCCUGUGAGACCUGAGGAAAUAGAUUAGCUAUACAAUUAAAUUGCCACAGAUUGAAUGGAAGGUAAAAUUUUUAAUGUGUGAUAAAUAAAUAAAUAGUCCUUUAAAGUGCAGA
Ceratina calcarata is the source of this 1055-nucleotide messenger RNA. RefSeq names its product N-alpha-acetyltransferase 20 A (gene Naa20A). Gene Ontology annotation, biological process: N-terminal peptidyl-methionine acetylation. The coding region runs from base 449 to 970 and encodes 173 amino acids. The transcript is spliced from 7 exons. Gene Ontology annotation, cellular component: NatB complex. Lineage: Eukaryota; Metazoa; Arthropoda; Insecta; Hymenoptera; Apidae. Gene Ontology annotation, molecular function: protein-N-terminal amino-acid acetyltransferase activity. The record is from RefSeq and is a predicted model, not a curated record.